This is a messenger RNA of Petromyzon marinus (sea lamprey), 1807 nucleotides long. It is a transcript of the gene ACBD6, whose product is annotated as acyl-CoA binding domain containing 6. Gene Ontology annotation, molecular function: protein binding; fatty-acyl-CoA binding. Lineage: Eukaryota; Metazoa; Chordata; Hyperoartia; Petromyzontiformes; Petromyzontidae. The record is from RefSeq and is a predicted model, not a curated record.
CCCUCGUUUCACAUCGCGGCCUUUGGCGCGCGUGCCCCUCGCAGCUUUACGGCAAGGUGGGUGGGGGGUUGUUGGCGACGUUUCGCGAUGGCAGACGCUGGCGAGCCCGGCACCUCAGCGUCGCUCCGCUCCCGCUUCGACGGGGCCGCCUCCCGGGUGUCCGUGCUGGCGUCCAGCCUGCCCAGGGACGCGCUGCUGCAGCUGUACGCGCGGUACAAGCAGGCUUCCAUUGGCAAAUGCAACACAACUAAGCCAGGCUUGUUUGACUUUGAAGGCAAGCAAAAAUGGGAGGCAUGGAAUGCACUGGGAGCCAUGUCAAAAGAGCAGGCUAUGACUGAAUAUCUCGCUCUAGUCAAUAAACUGGAUCCCCAGUGGUCGGAGCAGGUGAAUUUGGAAGGGAACCGCAAAGUCACGUCGGGCUUUGGCCCCGUUAUGAGCUCACUCUACAAGGAGGAGAUCAUCAGGGAGGAGGACAAGACUGUAUUUGAUCAUUGCAAAGAUAAUGAGGUGAACCGACUGGCAGCAGCCCUCAAACAAGAUGCCUUUGACAUAAACCAGCGAGAUGAGGAGGGACGCACACUGCUCCACUGGGCCUGUGAUCGCGGGCACCUUGAGACGGUGGAACUUCUGUUGAAGCGUGGCGCAAAUGUCAACUCGCAGGACGAUGAGGGACAGACAGCUCUGCAUUAUGAGCAGCCACCUGUAGAUUGCCCGAGCCUCAUGCUGUACCUGAACACGCGUCGGCUAACGACAUGCCCGUAUGCCCUGCCCCCUUGCUCAAUGGGACAAGCGUGCGGCUGCGACUUCCCAGCCGCCGUUCGUCUUCUCCUGGCAUUUGGUGCCGACCCAUCGAUCCCCGACUCGGAGGGGACGCUACCCUCCCAGCUGGCCGACACCGCGCAGACCGCACAGGCUCUCACGCAGACGGGAUAGCACCGCCCACACUCGCCCACAGGCAGGCUGCCUCAACACGGCAAUCAACGCUACUCUUCUCGCACCACAGACGUGCGCUCGCUUUGGAUGGCAGAUGCCCGAUUGGGCUGGCACCAUCCGCGUGUUCACGCAGACUCCCACCAGCACCACAGGCCGUGUUUGUGUGACCGGUUUUGAGUAGGUUGGGCACGGAUACUGCUAUCGUCCUUUUAUCCACCCUUGAUUGGACCUGGUUUAUGAGUGUUAGAGAGUUGAUGGUCUCAGCCUGGUCACCAAUGGUCACUUAAUUUGGAAUAUUAAAGUUUUGAUUAAUAUAUGAACAUCACCGUUACGGCAAAGCACUCUUGCGGGUCAUGCAGCAUUGCAACUUGUGACUUCGCAGGAAGAUCCGUGAUGUCACGUUCCAGUGCCAUUCUCGGACAGUGCGUAAUGUUGCACGGCUCGCUGUGAGAGUUUUCGAAAGGUCAUUGCUUUUCUCAAGAGCGCAAUGGCUGUACACAUCAAACGGAAUAUAAAUGGGAGAGAAAGAACCUCGGCAUCGGUGGCUGGGCUUGUCACCUGCUCCGUGACCAAAGUGGCUUAAAGUUCCAUUUAGUCUAGUUUAAUAGUCUCUUGUUACGUUUCAUUUUAUCCCCUUCAAGUUUUUUUUUUUAAUCGAAGCUUUUCUGAGUUUGAAACUAUUACAAGUGCGCAGCGCAUUGUUACCCACCUGCAGCCACCAAGGAGCUGGGGUUUGUUUUUGCCAGUCAUUCAAAUUAAAACAAAGAUACCCCGUAUAGCCUAAACAGACUGUUGGGGCAAGUGCUGGUAGCGAGUAGCACCUAUGAAGGCCAGAACGGCACAUAAAGGGGGUGGGUGGCCAGCACCACGCCCG